Penicillium brevicompactum is the source of this 720-nucleotide messenger RNA. RefSeq names its product YbhB/YbcL family Raf kinase inhibitor-like protein. Gene Ontology annotation, molecular function: peptidase inhibitor activity; phospholipid binding. Lineage: Eukaryota; Fungi; Ascomycota; Eurotiomycetes; Eurotiales; Aspergillaceae. Gene Ontology annotation, biological process: regulation of proteolysis; regulation of Ras protein signal transduction. The transcript is spliced from 2 exons. Bases 1 to 720 code for a protein of 239 amino acids. The record is from RefSeq and is a predicted model, not a curated record.
AUGCCCUCGUUCAUCUUCUCCAUUUGCUUAUUGUUUACCCCAGUCGUUAUUGGCUUCCUUUGGCCUGACGUAUAUGGUCGUCAGCUUCAAGUACAGUAUGGGUCUCAGAGGGUAACUCCUGGGAUAUCAUUGGAUAUCAGAGGUAUAGCGAACACCUUGAGACAAACGGAUUACCACUCACAGACUUUGGUAAUUCCCGAGAUCGGUACCAAUGAGCUCCAUUGCAAAGAAAAAUACAUUUUAUUUUUCAUUGAUCUGGAUGCCAUCUUGCCUGGAACAAAGAUACAGUCCGUCAUUCUACAUUGGUACCAAUCAAAUCUGGGUUUGGAUUGCACGAAUCCGCAUCAUCACCGUUUGAUUAUCCCCAGAGAAGGCCACGAGGGCAAUGAUCACCCUGCAGCCUCGUACAUAGCUCCUCGUCCGCCCCCAAAUACCCACCAUCGUUACGUCUUCCUGUUAUUUGCGCAACGCUACGAGUAUCGCUUUCCUAAUUGCUUCAAGCACGUGUUCCCGGAGACAGUUGACGCCCGCGCCGGCUUCGAUAUCAGAAAGUUCAUGCAGGCUGCAGGGCUUGACCCUCCAUUGGCCAUGAACUAUUUUUUCGGCCGCCAUGAACCUGCCGACGGUGACCCCACGACUAUGCCUUCCAGUGCCACCACAACCUCCUUUCGUUUUGUCAAUUGUCCCAGUACGACUAGCCCGACACAUUUAGCCGGAUAG